Molecule: messenger RNA, 360 nt
Organism: Octopus bimaculoides (California two-spot octopus)
Lineage: Eukaryota; Metazoa; Mollusca; Cephalopoda; Octopoda; Octopodidae
Source: RefSeq, a predicted model, not a curated record
AUGGAGGAUAAGAACUUUAUGGAAGCAACAUAUUCGCCAUUGCUUACUGUAUGUAAGAAAAGUACUGCUACAGAAGUAAUGGAAAACUUUUGUGAAGUGUAUCCAGAUGCAGUGAAAUCCCAUACAUGUCAGCUGUGGUUUAAAAAAUUUAAAGAUGAUGAUUGUGACAUGUCUGACAAACCUGAUACAGGAAGACAACCCACUUUGAACAAUGACCUUUUGAAUGAGACUAUUAUAUCAGAUUCACAUCAAAGUACCAGAGAUUUGGUGCAAAAAUUGAAUGUGUCAUUUUUCAGCUACCCACAAACAUUUAAAGCAAAUUGGGAAAACAUGCAAAGAGGGGAUUUGGACUCCACAUGA